AUGAUUAGUUGCUAUCGGCAGCUGCAUGGCAUACAUUUUCACCAAAACAUUUCCUUGUGUUUUUAUUUUCUCACCCUGCAUACAAAGCACUUGCUUCUAUACAAAUACAUUUAUUCCACACUAACUAACACGCACACACGUUUCUCAAGCCAUGCGCCGGCCACGCUGUCUUGCACCGUUUCUCCCACUGGCGCUGCUCCUGCUGUUGUUGGCGAUGCACUGCGCCGGUGGGUGCCGCGCAAGGGACAGGGCGCAAUGCGGGCGUACACCGCCGCCAC
Trypanosoma rangeli is the source of this 278-nucleotide messenger RNA. Its product is annotated as surface protease GP63. Lineage: Eukaryota; Euglenozoa; Kinetoplastea; Trypanosomatida; Trypanosomatidae. The annotation marks the transcript as partial. The record is from RefSeq and is a predicted model, not a curated record. The transcript has a single exon.